Durio zibethinus is the source of this 2108-nucleotide messenger RNA. RefSeq names its product BTB/POZ domain-containing protein At5g03250-like. The record is from RefSeq and is a predicted model, not a curated record. Gene Ontology annotation, molecular function: protein binding. Lineage: Eukaryota; Viridiplantae; Streptophyta; Magnoliopsida; Malvales; Malvaceae.
AUGGCCUGCAUGAUCAUGAGGCUGGGAUCUAAAUCUGAAACCUUUCACCGUGAUGGCCAAACCUGGUUGUGUUCAACUGGUCUUCCAAGUGAUGUCAUUGUUGAAGUAGGAGAAAUGUCAUUCCAUCUCCACAAGUUUCCAUUGCUGUCAAGAAGCAGACUAAUUGAGAAUAUUAUUAAGGACUAUUCUGGUGAGGAUGAGAAAAAGUGUGUUAUGCAAUUUCAUGACAUACCUGGUGGAGCCAAAGCAUUUUUGCUUGUAGCCAAAUUCUGCUAUGGCAUCAGAUUAGAACUCACUGCACUAAAUAUAGUCAGUCUUAGGUGUGCUGCAGAGUUUCUUCAAAUGAGUGAAGAUCAUGGGGAAGGAAAUCUCAUAACACAAACAGAAAAUUUCCUGAAUGAAAUCUUUGGUAAGUGGACAGACACAAUCACUGCUCUCGAAACUUGCGAAGAAGUUCUACCAUAUGCAGAAGAGCUUCAUAUUAUUUCACGAUGCAUCAAUUCCUUGGCAAUGAAAGCUUGUGCUGAUCUGAGUUUUUUCAGUUGGCCUAUAUCAGGAAGUGGUAAUGCACAAAGUGCAGAAGGCACUCACGUCUUAUGGAAUGGACUAUGUGCAGCAGCCAAACCACGAGCAGUGAGUGAGGAUUGGUGGUAUGAGGAUGUGUCUUUCCUUAGAUUAUCUCUGUAUAAAAGGUUGAUUCUAGCCAUUGAAUCAAGUGGCAUAGAGCCAGAGAGGAUUGCUGGUUCUCUUGUUCACUAUGCAAAGAGGCAUCUUCCUUUGUUGGGGAGGCAGUUGAGCUUCCAGGGCGGGAACCAUGCUGGCCCUGGAUCUCCUGUGUCUAUCCUAUCCCAUGCAGAUCAAAGAAAUCUCCUUGAAGAAAUAGUGGCAUUAAUACCGAAUCAAAAGGGUGCCACCCCAACAAAUUUUUUGUUGAGGCUUCUACGAACAUCGAUGAUUUUGCAUGCUAUGCCAUCAUGUCGAGAGAAGUUAGAGAAACAGAUUGGGGCUCAGUUAGAUCAAGCUGCUUUGGCAGAUCUUCUGAUACCAAAUGUGGGAUACUCCUUGGAAACCCUUUAUGACAUUGACUGCUUUCAGCGGAUUCUUGAUCACUUUAUUCGGGUAGAUCAUGAGGCACUUGACUGUAGUUCUAAUUAUAUGGUUGGUGAGGGGCAGCUGAUGGGAGGUUCCCAUCCAUUGACCCCAAUGACAAUGGUAGCUAACCUGGUGGAUGGAUAUCUGGCUGAAGUGGCACCUGAUGUUAACCUGAAGUUGUCAAAAUUUCAGUCACUUGCUGCUGCUAUUCCUGACUAUGCCAGACCAUUAGAUGAUGGAAUUUACCGUGCAAUUGACAUAUACCUUAAGGCACAUCCCUGGCUGACAGACUCUGAGAAGGAACAAAUAUGCUGCCUCAUGAACUGCCAGAAACUCUCAUUGGAAGCCAGAACUCAUGCAACCCAGAAUGAGAGGCUACCACUUCGAGUCAUUGUCCAAGUUCUAUUCUUUGAACAACUCCGUCUCCGCACCUCCAUUGCUGGUUGUUUCUUUGUCUCUGACAACCUUGAAAACUCACAAAAUCCAAGUGAGAAUCUUGGAAUUUCCAGAAAUAAUGGGUCUGCACAUGUUGGAAUUACUGAAGACCGCUUUGUGGAAGUAGAUGAAAUAAUGAAGCGGGUUUCCGAGCUUGAGAAAGAGUGUUUGAGCAUGAAAGAAGAACUUGAAAAGAUGGUGAAAACAAAGGGUGGUUGGAACAUUUUCUUGAAAAAAUUUGGUUUUAGGUCAAAGUCUAAUCAGUCCUUUGAUCCAAAAACAGCAAAAUCUUCUGAUUCAAAAAAAUCAAAGCCUUGUGAUUCCAAAACAUCAGUAGCAGCUUCAUUCACAAAUGGAAGAGAAAAUCACAACAAUGGUGAGUCUGGAUUACAAGUUUUGAAAGAAAACUGAAAUGGGCAAGCCCUUUUGUUUAAUGUUUCAUCUCUUUCCUUCUGGAUACUAGCUAGUCAUGAUUUGUUAGUUCAUAGUUGCUGUAAUUUUGUUUAGACAUUUUUAGAUCAUGAUAGCUUCUUCUCAGUUAUUUUUAACCAUUAAAGCAGAUAUUUGAAACUCCAUGGAGC